Molecule: messenger RNA, 2325 nt
Organism: Sorghum bicolor (sorghum)
Lineage: Eukaryota; Viridiplantae; Streptophyta; Magnoliopsida; Poales; Poaceae
Product: heat stress transcription factor A-3
Exons: 2
Coding region: 467-1957 (496 amino acids)
Biological process (GO): regulation of transcription by RNA polymerase II
Cellular component (GO): nucleus
Molecular function (GO): RNA polymerase II cis-regulatory region sequence-specific DNA binding; DNA-binding transcription factor activity
Source: RefSeq, a predicted model, not a curated record
UCUUCGCCCCCAAGCAAACCCGCCGCCGCCCGGCGCCCGCGGGUCGCCUGCGCUGCGCUUUCCUUCUUCCCGCCAAGAUAUUUUUCCGGACGCUCUACCCUGCAGCUGUAGCGCGUGCGCGCACCGCCUUGCCCUGCGGUCCGCAGCCGCGAGACCGUCCAGGCCCCGGCGGCCGGCGCCAAGUGGCCCGAAUCCCCCGCGGGGCCCGCCGCGAUCACCCACCCAAAACCUCCCCCUCGGCUCGGGCAUACACGGCCGUCUCUGAGCCAGUCUCCCGGCAGCGGCAGCCAGCAGUCCCCGGGGCUGUCCACGCGGAGCGCCCGCCGAUGGCCGGCCCCGGCCACAGUAUGUCGGUUCCACCCCCACCCGAAGCCUAUAAAUUCCUCGCCGCCCCGUCUCUCGCCGCCCAUUUCCUCCGCCGCCUCCUCCUAGUCCUCAACCCCCGCGCGCGUCGUCGUAUGCCACCAUGGACCGCGCCCGCCCCACCGCCGCCGCCGCGAUGCUGCUGGAGCCCAAGCUCGAGGACGAGGACGUGCCGCCGCUGCUGCAGCAGCUGGCGUCCCCGGGCCCCCCCUUCGUGUCCCUGGACCAGCUGAUGCCGGCGCCGGCGGCCGAGCCGCCGCGCCCGCUGGAGGCGCUGCUGCAGGGCCCGCAGCUGCCGCCCUUCCUGUCCAAGACGUACGACCUGGUGAGCGAGCCGGCGCUGGACGGGGUCAUCUCCUGGGGCGCGGCCGGGAACAGCUUCGUCGUCUGGGACCCCUCCACCUUCGCGCGCGACGUGCUGCCGCACAACUUCAAGCACAACAAUUUCUCCAGCUUCGUCAGGCAGCUCAACACCUAUGGUUUCCGCAAGGUUCAUGCUGACAGAUGGGAGUUUGCUCACGAAGAUUUCCUGCGAGAUAGCAAGCAUCUGUUGAAGAGGAUUGUCAGGCGCAGGUCCUCCCCAACAAAACAAAGCAGCAUUCAGCCUGGUUCUUCUUCUGGAGAAUCCAUCCUGGACCCUGAGCUCCACACGCUGAGAAGAGAGAAGAACACGCUGCUUGAAGAAGUGGCAAGGUUGAAACAGGAACACCGCCAGACAAUUGAGCACAUGAGCACGCUGAAUCACAGGCUGGAAUCUGCAGAGGACCGGCAGAGGCAGAUGGUCUCUUUCCUGGCCAAGCUCCUUCAGAACCCGAGUUUCGUGAGGCAGCUGAAGCUGCACAGGGAGAAGAAAGAGAUUGACUCCACCAGGGUGAAAAGGAAGUUUCUGAAGCAUGUUCCUCAUAGCAUAGAGUCAGGUGAGUCCAGCUCACAGCAUGCCGGAGAGAGUGGUUCGCAUUUCGCUGUGAGUUCUUCCAUGGCUACAAGCCUGCACGACGACAUCACAGAACUUCAGAAUUUUCUCUUGGAAGACGAUGACGUCAACUUUGGCAUGGGUUCAGAAAACAUGGGGCUUGAAGGCAUCGAUGCACCAGAGGAUAUUGGAGAAUUGAUUCAGGGGUUCGACACGCAAGAAGAACUUGAGCUGGGCAGUGGAGCUGAGCUACUGGAGAUGCCUCCAGCUUCUGGUCCUCUGGGUCAAGAUCCCACAAUCGGCAGGUCCAAGGGAAAGAAUGUGCUGUGUCCAGGUUUGGACGCUACCUCUUCUGAAGCCGACUGCCUCAGUCCAUUGUCUGACAACAUGGGGUUGCUUUCAGGCACCAUGCUAGGGGCAGCAGGCAGGAUGAUGGACGCUGAUGAUCAGCAAGUGUGGGGCGUUGAUGCCUCAGCAGCCCUGCAAAGCUCUUGCAGUGGCACUAGUCAACAAGCUUUCAGUAGCCAUGCUAGUGAUCCCUAUCUGAUGGACAUUGCCAACAAGCCUGAGAGAUUCUGGGAGCUUGAUUUCCAGGCACUGGAUGAAACUGAUCUGCAGCUGGACAAGUGUGCUAUUGAUGACCCUGCUCUUCAGCAGCAGCCAAGUAUGGAGAAGCCGUAGAUGAAUUUCCGUGUGAGACAGACAAUAUGGUGAUACUUUAUCCACUGAUGAAUGCUACAAUUAGCUUAUGGACGUUGAUGUAGUUAUUUUGAUAUUUGGGAGCGAGGCUGAUGAGCUCCUAGAUACGCCCACUAUGGCACUUAGUAGUAGCAGCAGUAGUAGUAUGUUUUUGUUUCCCAUUCAUUCACCCCUAGUGUUUUUGAAUGGAAACUUUUAUCCUAUUGAUUUGUUCAGAGCAGCUGUUAACUGCUCUGGCCGAUUCUUUUUGCUCCCAUUUAUUUUAUUUUUGUUUUUUCUUACUUGCGAUUUGUGAAUGUCUUGCAAUGAGCAAUGGAAUUAAAAAAAGAAAGUCAUUCUCAGAGAGCCAA